Messenger RNA from Olea europaea var. sylvestris, 1298 nucleotides. RefSeq names its product THO complex subunit 4D-like. Gene Ontology annotation, biological process: mRNA export from nucleus. The transcript has 7 exons. The coding region runs from base 154 to 990 and encodes 278 amino acids. The record is from RefSeq and is a predicted model, not a curated record. Gene Ontology annotation, molecular function: mRNA binding. NCBI's taxonomy places the organism in Eukaryota, Viridiplantae, Streptophyta, Magnoliopsida, Lamiales, Oleaceae. Gene Ontology annotation, cellular component: nucleus.
CUGAGGCAUCCAUCGACCGCUGAACCCUCAAAUUCCACUCUUUACAAAUUCUCCUUCUCCUCCAUUUGAAAUUGUUUUCCCAGUUAAUUUGUUCAGAGGGAUCACAGAUUUAGAUUUACUUUGAUCAGCUCGAGUUCUGUGUUUUCAUAAUCAAUGGCCUCUUGGGAUAGGUCUCUUGAUAAUAUGAUAAAUAACAGGCGUAAUAGUGACAGAGGCAGAGGACUAGGCAGGCCUCGACGUGGUAGAUGGCCAGGACGAUUAUUUAGUGGUGGAAGAACAACUGGGACUCAACCUAGAGGCCCACUCAGCUUAAAUGCUCGAUCGUCAGCAUACACCAUUGCAAAGUCUGUCCGCAGAACCAAGAAUUUGCCAUGGCAGAAUGGUCUGUUUGAAGAUGGUCUUAAAGCAGCUGGAUUAUCGGGAUUAGAAAAUGGUACAAAGUUAUUCAUUUCCCACUUGGACAUUGGGGUGACGAAUCAGGAUAUAAGGGAACUCUUUUCUGAGAUUGGGGAGCUGAUACGAUAUGCAAUUCACUAUGACAAAAAUGGGCAACCUAGUGGUUCGGCUGAAGUGGUUUUUGCUAGAAGAAGUGAUGCGUUUCAAGCACUUAAGCGAUAUAACAAUGUCCAAUUGGAUGGGAAGCCUAUGAAGAUUGAGAUAAUUGGCGUCAAUGCAGAGAUCCCUAUUUCAGCUCGUGUGAAUGUGGUUGGAAAAGCAAAUGGAAAAAGGAGGACAGUUGUCAUGGCGCCUCGACCAGCUCGUCCCACAGGCAGAGCUAUUGCUUUCAAUGGUAAUUAUGUUCAGAGGGGUCGUAGUGGUUCAUAUGGUGGUCGUGGUGGAGGACGUGGACGUGGGCGUGGGCGUGGGCGUGGGCGUGGACGUGGACGUGGCCAUGAUGGGACUCGUUGGGUAAAGAAAACGGUGGAUAAAUCAGCCCAGGAUCUUGACAAGGAGCUGGAGAAGUAUCAUGCAGAAGCCAUGCUAGUUUAGACACUUCUUUAAGCUCUUUUUGGAAAAUUCUAGCCAUAAAAUGGUAACCGUUGCAGUGGUUUUUUUUUUGUGUUUCAGACCUCUUUGGACUGAUGAAUGCUAUUUCGGGCUACAAAUGUUUUACUCCCAUUGUUUUAAAUAGAUUGAUGGGUUUGCAUUUCUCAUGGGAAAAUAUUUUUUUUGAUUUGGGAGAGUAGUAAACACAUGAUGGUGGUGGUGUAAUUUGCUUGGUCAUAUCUUUUUCAUAAUGUAUAUGUACAAGUUGCUAAUUCUAGAGCAUGAAAAAUAACAUUUUGGUUGUGUUACUA